GGUGUCAAUUUAAAAAUUCACGUUAUUAUUCCUCUGAUUACUUGUUCAUUGAUAUUAAUCUAUAAUAAUAAAUUAAUUACUUAUAUUUUCGUUUUAUUAUUUUGUAGGUAUUACAAUAUUAAUCUAAUUAUCUGUGCAAUGUGUUAAAACGAGGUUAAAAAUAUGAAGGUUAGGUGACUGAUCGAAUCGGACACUAACAAGGAGAUACAACUAAAUUGGCUGAUAAGAAAUACAAUUAAAGUAACCUAGUACUCUCAGAUUAUUUUUUUACGCAGUAGUAAGUAAUAUCAAGUGAUAUCUAUAAAAAAAAGAAUUGUAAAAGAUGGUUAAAGAUCAUGAACAGAAAUUAGCUGAAUUGAAGAGCAAAAUUAAGAGCUAUCCCGAUUUUCCCAAGAAAGGAAUAUUGUUCUGGGAUAUAUUCUCAGCAAUUGCAGAUGGCGCUACAUGCAAACUUUUACAAACUCUCUUAUUGGAAACGAUACAGGUUAAAUACAAAGAUGUAGAGGCAAUAGUUGGACUGGAGUCACGAGGGUUUCUGUUCUCCUUCUCUCUGGCAGCUGCAUUAGGAGUUAGUUCUAUACCGGUGAGAAAGAAGGGGAAACUACCUGGAGAAGUUGUAUCAUACAAAUAUGAUUUGGAAUAUGGCUCUGAUGUUUUGGAAAUUCAGAAGGACACAAUCCGUCCCGGACAGAAGUGCCUUAUUGUUGAUGAUCUAAUAGCUACCGGGGGCUCAAUCACAGCAGCGGUGAACUUACUGAAGGCCUGCCAAGCAGAUGUCAUUGGCUGCCUUGCGGUGAUAGAACUAGAAUCCCUCAAUGGCCGUAAAAACAUUCCCGAUGGUAUAUCUGUACAUUCCUUGAUUAAGCAUGAUUAGCAAUAGAUAAUACAAGUGAUCUAUCACUAUGUGAAGUAAAUAGGAAAAGUACAAUGCAAUAUUUAAGAACAACAUUUGUAUUACCUGUCAAACUUCAUACUUAUCGGCAAAUAUUAUUCUGUAAUGGACUUGCAUACAUAUCAGUCACACCUAUAAUAUUUAAUUUAAAUUUCAGUUUUGAAAAUAUAGAAUAGUGCUUAAAAGUCAUAUAUGAAAAUGUUUUACAUAAUCCCGCAUUUUGGAACAGACAAUGUUGAAAUAUAAAAAAAUAAUAACAUUCUAUUUGAUUUUUACAGGUGUUACCAGUUUUAAAAACAAAGAUUGUGAAAGUUUGUGAAAUUGUUAAUAUUAAACUUUCGCGUUGUUUAAACAUAUUGUAAAUUCACAAUUGUAACUUAAUGCCAUGGUAUUACAGGUAACUAGUACACAAAUAUCUAAUACCUAAACUAUGAGUAAUAAAAUCAGAUAUGAAAGUACUAUUUGCCUGUAUUCACGUCGCAUUGAGUACUGAUUGUGAAUUUAAAAUAUGUUUAUGAAAUUGUUUGCUAAAUACCUAUUUAUUGUAACAAUUUUAUGGUAUAUUUUUACAAAUUUUAAAUAGACAAAAACUACAUUCCUCAAUGUUAGUGUAAGAUUUAAAUCACUUGUUUUAUUUUUUGUUCUGAUUUAUUAGUGCAGGAUAGGGGUGCUUAAUAUAUAGCAAUAUCUGUAUAUUUUAGUUACAAUAUAUUAUACAAUAUUGAUGCAAUAACGAAUGUGUUAAAAAUCUUUUAUUCAAAAAAUAAUAUUGGAUAAAAGACUUUUAACAUAUUUGAAAAUAGAUAUGGGUGAUGUUGAAAUUGGUAAUGAUGUUCUUUUUUUUUUUAAUUUUACACAGAUAAAAUACGUCUUAAUAUAAUGAAGGGUUUACAUUUUUUUAUCUAUUAUAACAGCAUAAUAUUCGGAUUUAAAAUACAAUCUCUUUAUAGGUCUGUUAUAGCCAAUAUGAUGAAAUAUUAUGAAAAAAUAUUAUGAAUGCAAUGGAACCCAAAAGACUUAUUUUUUGUCUGUUUGUCUGUAGGUUUGUGCGCUCUUAUCUCAGAAACGGCAUAACCGAUUUGAAAGCGGUUUUCACUAAUGCGAUGCGGUUUGCUCCACAUAACAUUUAGCAUUUGUUUUAUUUCAAUCGGUUCAUAAAUAAAAAAGUUAUAUUAUUGUAAAGAAUCGCAUAAAAAAUGCUAUAAAAUAACCGAUCAGUUGAAUUGGCUGAAACUUUAUGAAGGUAGGUUAUAUAUAUCAUAUUUUCACUCAGGAUAUUUUAUAUACCGAUUCAUGCAGGCAGCGCUGCGGGUAACAGCUAGUCAUUACUGUAUAUUAUAAAAAAGUUUAUCUAUUAGUUAUCUAAUAUCCAUAGUAAACGUUCUGCUUAGUUUGAAACUAGAUGUAUAUGUCCAGUGAUAUUUAUUAUUUAGUGAUAAUGAAUCAAAAUAUACUUGAAUUUGUAAUUAGUUUUUUGUCUUUACUAUUUUUUUUUUUAUAAUGCAAUAUUUUAGCUUUUGGUUUUUCUAUUAUAAACAAAUAAAGUAAACGCUGUUGUCUGCUAUUUGAAUAUAUUUCUGUGUUAGAAUACUACUACCUAAGCAAAAUGCUCAAUUUUAAAUGUAUACUUGAAGAUAAUUUUUAUACAAAAAAAAAAUCAUUUUGAGUCUGUUAUGAAUAAUUCCAUUUAUAUUCUGUUGAUUUUAUUGUUUUAUACGAGCAGCUAUACAAUAAAAUGUUACUUUUUAAUUAA
This is a messenger RNA of Galleria mellonella (greater wax moth), 2645 nucleotides long. RefSeq names its product adenine phosphoribosyltransferase (gene Aprt). Gene Ontology annotation, molecular function: adenine binding; adenine phosphoribosyltransferase activity; AMP binding. The record is from RefSeq and is a predicted model, not a curated record. The transcript is spliced from 3 exons. Gene Ontology annotation, biological process: adenine salvage; AMP salvage. Gene Ontology annotation, cellular component: cytoplasm. NCBI's taxonomy places the organism in Eukaryota, Metazoa, Arthropoda, Insecta, Lepidoptera, Pyralidae. The coding region runs from base 323 to 874 and encodes 183 amino acids.